Messenger RNA from Diospyros lotus (date-plum), 3271 nucleotides. Its product is annotated as two-component response regulator-like APRR1. Gene Ontology annotation, biological process: phosphorelay signal transduction system; cytokinin-activated signaling pathway. The transcript has 7 exons. The record is from RefSeq and is a predicted model, not a curated record. Bases 775 to 2595 code for a protein of 606 amino acids. Gene Ontology annotation, molecular function: protein binding. NCBI's taxonomy places the organism in Eukaryota, Viridiplantae, Streptophyta, Magnoliopsida, Ericales, Ebenaceae.
CCUUUCCAUCCCCCAAAAAACUAUCUCCCAGCCCCAACAGGGUCGCUUUCCCCUUUGCGCUUUUUCGCCUCUAUCCCCUCCACGUCUCCCCACCUUCUAUCCUGCGCCCCCUCGCGCACUGCGCACCCCUAAACAUGCCCUAUCCUCGCCCUCCGCUCCCCCACUCCUAACGGCCCAGAUCCUUCCUCCCCCCCCCCCCCCCCCCUUCUGGCGCAUGUUAGCCUCCUGCACUAACCGCAUUUGCUUCUGAAUCCACAACUCCCUUGGAACUUCUGGACUAACGAAGAAGAAGAAGAAGAAGAAGGAAGGAGAAGGAGAAAGCUCUUUCUGAUCCUCUCUCUUGCCGACCGUCGAAACUCGAAAUCGUCUUGAUCGGGACCGUCGGAUGGAUCCAUUUGCUUUGAUUGUUUAAGGACUUCUCUUUUCGGUUACGCUUUCAUGAUCGGUCGUCAGGUCCUGCUGUAUGAGGAAAGAUAACGUGUCCGACCUACGCACAUGGAGGGACGGUGGCAGCUGUUUUUUGUUUCUUUGCAAUCUCGCUUUUGUCUGUAGAACUCAGCUUCGGAAUUAGGCACAUCUAAGAGGACCUGUCAAUGAAGUCCGUACGGGAAGACCUAGUUUUCUGACGGAUUCUAUGGAGUAUCUAUAGUAUUCCGGGAAAUCUGGGCCCUUGGAUGGUCAGAAGGCAAAGCCGGCGGCUGUUUUGGUGUUCGUCGAAACCCUAGGUCUGGUUCCGGACUGUAUUGCCUGCUUGCGAUUGCUUGAAUCGGGACGAUGGAUGGGGAUGAUAUCGCAGCGGACAAGGAUUGGGGGGGAAGUGGUGGUAAGAGCAGUGACUCGUUUAUUGAUCGCAGCAAGGUCAGGAUUUUAAUGUGCGACAACGAUGCAAAGAGUUCCAAAGAGGCUUUCACGCUUUUGUGCAAAUGUUCUUAUCAAGUAACUUCAGUGAGGUCAGCCAGACAAGUGAUUGAUGCACUGAACGCUGAGGGACCUGACAUAGAUAUUAUUCUGUCUGAAGUUGACCUCCCUAUGGCCAAAGGGUUGAAGAUGUUGAAAUAUAUUAUGAGGGAUAAAGAGCUGCAACGCAUUCCUGUAAUCAUGAUGUCGGCACAGGAUGAAGUCUCUAUUGUUGUCAAGUGUUUGAGACUUGGUGCAGCUGACUAUCUUGUGAAGCCUUUACGCACAAAUGAACUGUUAAAUCUGUGGACUCAUAUGUGGAGGAGACGGCAAAUGCUUGGACUAUUAGAGAAGAAGAUAAUGAACUUUGACUUUGAUCUGGUGGCGUCAGAUCCUAGUGAUGCUAAUACAAAUAGCACUACACUGUUUUCAGAUGACACAGAUGACAAGUCCAAGAAGAAUGCAAAUCCAGAGUUGUGCAUGUCGACUCAUCAAGAAGAAGAGGUCAAUGUGGUAGAGAGACAAAUCAUGGAAGAACACUCAGGUUUUACUGGUCUGCAAAGGAGCGGGAAGAACACUCAGUCUAAUUCUGGCAUCACUGCUGCUCCUGUAGACCCUCCACCUGUGGUUUCACUUGAUUAUGGCCCUGAAGUUCUCGGAACUAGUAACCGCCAAACAGGACAAUUUUCAUCAUGUCCAAAGAAGAGUGAACUAAGGAUAGGUGGGUCUUCAGCCUUCUUCUCGUAUGUCAAGCAUAGCAUGCCCAAAAGUAACGCCCAAGUGGUUGUCCCUGCUGCUGAAACUGCAUCUCUGGAAUUGAGGAUAAAGCAGAGACUUGAAACAUGGAGUGGGCAAACUUGCCGUGACACCAUAAAUCUUGAAAAGCAUAUGGGGAACGGUGCCCAAAAUCAUGAAAAAAGAGAGGUGAAGGAAAAUCAUUCACCUGGAGAUGACUUCCCAAGCAGUUGCAGUAUCCGAGAUUCUCUUUCCAUGGACAGGUCUUCUACUCCCCCUGUACUGACAGAAUCUACGCACUGUAGCAACUCAACGAAAGAAGACUUCUCUCAGGCGCAUGUACAUCUGAGAAAUGUGUCUCACCAUGAUGUCCGAGCUAUACAUGCACAUACUGCUUAUCCCUAUUAUAUUUCAGGAAUGAUGAAUCAAAUUAUGAUGCCAUCAUCACAAAUGUAUCAAAAAAACCUGCAAGAUCUGCCUGCUCAUGCUGCUUCGACACUGUUGCCUCAGUUUGGCCAUGUUCCACAGGUCCCUCAUGUACCAGGUAUGGCGUCAUAUCCGUAUUACCCGGUUGGCAUAUGCAUGCAACCUGGUCAAAUGCCGGGAGCAUCGCCAUGGCCUUUGUAUGGAAGCUCAACGACUGCUGAAGAAAAAUUAGGCAAAGUUGGUAGAAGAGAGGCGGCCUUGAUCAAAUUUAGGCAGAAGAGGAAAGAACGCUGUUUUGACAAAAAGAUUAGGUAUGUUAACCGAAAGCGGCUGGCUGAAAGGCGUCCUCGUGUACGGGGACAGUUUGUGAGGAAAAUUAACGGCAUAAAUGUGGAUCUCAAUGGGCAGCCUGCUUCCUUAGAUUACGAUGUGGAGGAAGAGGAGGAUGAAUACGAGGAAGACAGUGGAGCUCGGGAUUCCUUCCCUGAGGAUGAAGAGGACAAUGCAGCUACAGAUCCCUCAACUUUCCAGUCAUGAGUUGCUACUUGUCCAGGAUUGAACCCUCAUCAUUUGCUUGUUGCUUGGUAGUCUUGAUUGAAGAGCACAGAUCAUUCUGAGCUUGGAAUCAUCAAGUGCGUGGCCCGGGCCGGGCUAAUAUGAUGUGAUUACAGUCCAAUGCUUCAUUCACAUCCGGAAUAUCCCUUUGCCUUCACUCUGGUUAGCGAUGACAACUAUCGGGGUGGGGCCAUUCAAUGAAGGUUCCAUUUCUUCGGGAUUUGAAUUUAAGGGCGGGAAACUAUUACUACGAGAUGUAUACGGUUCUGCUGUUCUAUGGCUCCGACCAUCAAAUCUUUUAGUGAAUUACGAAUCUCUCUUGAAGUUGUUCCGAGAAGGAAGGGGAUCGUAGCUGCAACCUCAAAUUCAAGAAGGCAAUGAAGCUGAAACGUGCAUCAUCGGCUGAAGAGCUUACAUGAACUGGCUAUGGUUAUUAUCGGCGACGAGCGGUUCUGUCCUGUCCUCGAGAGACGAACAUGUGAAAGGAGAGUAUUAUGCUGUUCUAGAGAUAAUGUACUUCUUGAACCCUGCUGUUAUCGAUAUCAUAUUUAGGAAUGAUAAAAGUUAUCAUUAUUCAAAGUUGUUAUCAACGUGGAGGAAACCAGUAACGGUUUCCGAUUCAAUGAUCGGAUAAUAUCAUCAUCUGAUUUUAGAGUAA